Molecule: messenger RNA, 3959 nt
Organism: Chenopodium quinoa (quinoa)
Lineage: Eukaryota; Viridiplantae; Streptophyta; Magnoliopsida; Caryophyllales; Amaranthaceae
Product: sister-chromatid cohesion protein 3-like
Exons: 22
Coding region: 223-3576 (1117 amino acids)
Biological process (GO): sister chromatid cohesion
Cellular component (GO): cohesin complex; nucleus; chromatin
Molecular function (GO): chromatin binding
Source: RefSeq, a predicted model, not a curated record
CACGAGUUAAAGACUAGUUAGGCAUUACUUGUUGAAAAAUGGGAAAUGGCGGGAGCUAAUUCAGUGUAAAAAAACUUCGACACUAGCAACUUUCCGAUUUCACAAAAAUUGCAUAGCAAGUUUCACACACCUCUAAAUUAAGCGUUACACCACUCUCUCUUUCUCUCUCCUCCUUCGUCUUCCUUCAACCGUAAUUCCGGCGAAACAACCACCACUUCAGUCAUGGACGACGCUGCCGCAGCCGCAGCAGCAGCAGCCGCCGCCACUUCCGAAGCAUCAGUUCGUCGCUCGAAACGAGCUAGGGCUGGGAAAUUUAAUCGAGAACCUAUUGUUGAGCAAAGUCCUACUGAUCCCGAUGUUGAUGAUUCUUUCGACGAUUUUGAGGAGGUUCGCCCUAAAGCUAAGCGGAAUCGCGCUGUUGAGGCUUCUGCCAGUGUUGAUUUUGAACAGAUUAGCUUGAUUGAGGCCAUCAAAGGGAGCAGGAAAAAUAUACCUCCAGUGGUCAAGAUUUGGGUUGAGCGUUAUGAAAAGGAUCCUAAACCAGCAACUGUAGACCUUUUGAAUAUGUUGUUUGAGUCAUGUGGUGCAAAGUAUUGCAUAGAAGGUGACCCGUUUGAGGAGACUGAUGUUGACAAUGUAGUGCUUGAUUUGGUCAAUCUUGCGAGAAAGGGUGAAGUUGAGGAUUACCAAAGUUCAAAAAGAAAGGACUUCAACAACUUAAAAGAUAACCUUGUUUACUUUUGGGACAAUUUGAUCAUUGAAUGUCAGAGUGGACCAUUAUUCGAUGGUGUUUUGUUUGAAAAGUGCACAGAUUAUGUGAUUGCUCUAUCAUGUACCCCGCCUCGAAUUUAUCGCCAAGUGGCUUCUUUGGUUGGCCUUCAGCUUGUCACAUCAUUCAUCACCAUUGCGAAAAUGCUCGGAUCACAGCGUGAAACCACUCAGAGGCAGCUAAAUGCUGAAAACAAGAAAAGAGCAGAAGGCCCUCGAGCAGAAUCUCUCAAUAAGAGAUUGAUGACUACACAUGAAAAGAUAACUGCAAUAGAAGAGAUGAUGGACAAGAUAUUUAAAGGGCUAUUUAUGCAUCGAUAUCGUGACAUUGAUCCCAAUAUCCGAGUGUCCUGCAUACAGUCUUUGGGUGUCUGGAUAUUGUCUUAUCCGUCGCUGUUCCUGCAGGAUAGAUAUCUGAAGUAUCUUGGAUGGACGUUGAAUGACAAGAGUGCUGGUGUGAGAAAAGCUUCUGUUAUUGCGUUGCAAAGCCUGUAUGAAGUGGAUGAUAAUGUUCCAUCCCUGGAUCUCUUCACCCAAAGAUUCUCCAAUAGGAUGAUCGAAUUGGCUGAUGACAUUGAUGUCUCUGUCGCCGUGUGUGCCAUAGGACUUGUUAAACAAUUGCUGAGGCAUCAGCUUUUACUGGACGAUCACUUGGGUCCUUUGUAUGAUCUGCUUGUUGUUGAGCCCCCAGAAAUUAGGCGUGCUAUAGGGGAGCUGGUCUAUGAUCACUUGAUUGCACAAAAAUUUAACAGUUCGCAGUCUCAUCCAAAAGAUAGCGAGUCUUCUUUAGUUACUCUUAGUAGAAUGUUACAAAUACUGAGAGAAUUCUCAAGUGAUCCUAUUCUAAUAACUUAUGUCAUUGAUGAUGUCUGGGAGUACAUGCCGGCCAUGAAAGAUUGGAAGUGCAUAAUUUCUGCACUACUGGAUGAAAAUCCGUCAAUUGAGCUUACUGAAAUUGAUGCGACAAAUUUGAUCCGGCUCCUUUGUGCAUCUGUCAAGAAGGCUGUUGGGGAGAGGAUUGUACCUGCAACUGAUAAUCGGAAACAAUACUAUACCAAGGCUCAAAAGGAAGUUUUUGUAACCAAUAAGCGGGAAGUAACUGUAGUGAUGAUGAAAAACUACCCCCAGCUUCUGCGGAAAUACGUGGUGGACAAGGCAAAAGCCCCAUCGUUGAUUGAAAUUGUUCUGUAUAUGGAUCUUGAGCUUUAUUCUCUGAAGAGACAGGAACAGAAUUUCAAGACUGUACUUCAGCUGAUGAAGGAGGCAUUUUUUAAACAUGGAGAUAAAGACACACUUAGGUCUUGCAUUAAGGCUAUGAACUUUUGUUCAGUGGAGAGUAAGGGAGAGCUGCAAGAAUUUGCAAACAAUAAACUAAAGGAACUUGAAGAUGAGCUUGUGGAAAAACUCAAGACUGCUAUGAAAGAAGUGGAGGAUGGUGAUGAUGAAUAUCCUCUUCUUGUGAACUUAAAAAGGCUUUACGAGCUUCAAUUGUCGAGAUCUGUUACUAUUGAUAACUUGUAUGAAGAGUUUGCCUCCAUGCUUGAUAAUUUCAGAAAUGUAGACGAGGAGGUGAACUGUUUUCUGCUGCUUAAUAUGUUUCUUCACAUAAAUUGGUGUCUCUACUCUGCUGUGAGCUCUGAAUCUGUUAAUGAGGCGUCUGUUAAGUCUUUACUCUCUAAACGUGCUACUUUAUUAAAGCAAGUAGAGUAUAUUCUUCUGCCUUCUCAAGUUGGAGCCGAAAUGAAGCUAGGAAAUCAGCUUGCUUGCAGAGUUUGUACAAUACUUGCUGAGCUCUGGUGCUUAUUCAGAAAAUCUAGAUUCUCUUCUACUGCCCUGGAAAGUCUGGGAUUUCAGCCACAGCAGUCUACUCUUGAGAAAUUUUGGAAACUUUGUGAACAGCAGCUUGAUGUAUCGAAUGAGACUGAAGAUGAAGAUGUUAACAGAGAGUAUGUGGAAGAGACAACUCGAGAUGCCGUUGUUAUUGCUGCUGGGAAGUUGGUUACUAGCGAUGUGGUUUCCAUGGAGUACCUUGCUCCCGAGAUUAUUUCUCAUUUUGUAAUGCAUGGGAGCAACAUAGCUGAGGUGGUUAAGCAGCUAAUAGCUGUUCUAAGGAAAAAAGAUGAGAAUAUCUUUGGUAUAUAUCUCGAAGCACUAAAAAGGGCACAUCAUAGGCAUAUGCUCCAACUUUCUAAAAGUGAUGAUAAAUCAUCUGCGAACAAGUCCUUUCUUGAUUGCAAAGAACUUGCUCUUCAGCUAUCAGGAACAAUCGUGGGUGCUGCCAGAAGUAAGCAUAGAUUGGAAAUUCUGAAAAUUGUGAAGGAUGGUGUAGAUUAUGCUUUUGCAGAUCCACCUCAGCGGCUGUCUUUCUUAGUUGGUGCUGUUAUCCCCUUUGUUGAGAAACUUCCACCCACAGAUCUCCCUGACAUCUUAAGAAACAUCCAAGGACGAACAGAGAAUAUAAAAACAGAUGAGGAUCCUAGUGGUUGGCGACCCUAUCAUCAAUUUGUUGAGACCCUGCAGGAAAAAUGUGCAAAGAUGGAAAGUUUUGCAGGUGCUGAAGAGAAAGAAGCAGCCUCUUUAAGACGUCAAGGCCGACCACCCAAGCAGCGUAAUCUCCAGGGGAAAAAGUUAUUUGAUGAGCAGAGUUCAAGUGGGGAAGAGGAUGGAAUUAGUUCAUCAGACCAGGAAGCUCCUAAUGAGGAAGAUGAGCAGGAUGAAGUAGACGAGGAUGCUACUUUAAUUGAUGUCAUCAAGUCAUCAUCAAAGUUUCGGUCCAAGAAACUUUCUAGACCUGAGGACAGGUUGUAGUUGGAGAUUUGGACAAACACAUAAUUUAACAGCUUCUUAAAUGUCAGGGUCAUUGAGCAAUUGAACUAGGGAUUGAGCAAAUUGCAAGUUUGCAACUGAUGCCUGAGACCUAUCAUCUCCUAUGUUAAUUCAGGUUGUCUUUCUCGGAGUAGCCUGUUUGAUUCUGUAAAUGUAUAAGUUAGCUAGGGUUUGUCUCGUCAAAGUGGGCAACUCCAUUUUAUGCCUGUAUAGAGGAAUUUAUAUGCCAGUUAAAUGCUUUUCUUCAUGCCUUGUGUAGAGAGAUAAAUUUUAACAGUAUUCAGGAAUAUAGAAUGAUGUACAUACAGGCAUGUACUCAUACAGAUCUCCUGAUAAGGUGGAUUUAAUUAUUUCAUUUUUGUCUA